AUGAUGCUGCUGCUAGCCCUCGGGAUCCACAAGCUGCUGCUCGGCGUCGCGUCCGCCGCGGCGGGCGGCCCAGUCUUCGGCAUACCCGCGCCGCUGGAGCGCCGGAGCGGCGACAUCAUCCGGGAGCUGGGGCCGCUGCUGUCCAAGGACGCGACCAUUGUGUUGCCCUUGUCGCCAGACGCGGAGCCACUGCUCAUCCGCGCGGCUACGCCUCGUAUCUCGCCCAACUACUUCGCCAUUGUCGAGGUCGCGACGGAGCAGGACGUCCAGCAGACAAUCAAGUACGCCAACUUCCAUGAAACGCCGUUUCUGGCCGUCUCGGGCGGCCACGGCUGGCCGACGACGCUCAAUGGCGUCGAGGCCGGCAUCCAGAUCAACAUGCGCAGAAUGAAUCACACGACACUCAGGAGGGACGGGCGUACCGCCAGCAUUGGUGGUGGCGCCUUGCAGUACGAGGUCAUUGCCGCGCUGUUUAGUCAGGGCAAGCGAGCAGUCAUGGGCCUUUGCGAGUGCGUCUCGGCCAUCGGUCCUCUCCUCGGCGGUGGGCACAGCAUGAUCCAGUGGCGAUACGGCUUCGCGGCCGAUAACCUCGUCUCGGCACGCGUCGUCCUCGCCGAUGGAAGGGCCGUAGAUGUGGCGGCAGACAAGAACAGCGACUUGUUCUGGGGUCUGCGCGGCGCUGGUCACAAUUUUGGCGUCGUCACGAGCUUCGUCGUCAAGGCUUAUAACGCGGGCGAUCCGUGGACGCUGAUCACCCUCACCUUCACGCAGGAUAAGCUCGAGUCCUUCCUUGAGACGUGGAACACGCUCGAGGAGGUGCAUCCUGACCGUGGCAUGCUGGUGGUCAACGGCAUCCUGGCCAGGAACAACGACGUAGACUCUGAACAUCCAGUGAUAAACCUGCAGCUCAUCUACGAAGGACGCAACGAUGCAGCAGAUCUCUACGCGGCGGCUUUCCGCAAGCUCAACCCGGCAGCUGAAUUGACGACCGAGGACAUUCCCUGGGGCGAUCUCUUCACAGAGGGCGGCUUCGGACUCUCGGGGCCGAUAUGCCGCAAGAACCAGAACAUCCUGGGCUAUCCCAACUCGCUGGACAAGUGGGACGCUGGUGCGAUGCGCGCCGCGUUUGGCAUCUUCUCGGACCUGACGUCGGAGGCGGCGUUCGCGACAUCGGCCAUGCUGCUCGAGUCGUACGGCCAGCAGGGCGUGCGGGCGGUUCCUGAGGGGAGCAACGCAGUUGCACCCGAGGAGCGGCGGCGGCACCUGCUCACGUCGCCGAUCCUGUGGUGGGUGGGAGACGACGCGGCGACGAGGAAGAAGGCUGAGGACUACGGCUCGCGCAUCCAGGCGGCCGUGAGGAAGGGCGCUGGGUCGGCGGAGCCUCACGCGUACGUCAACUAUGCGACCGGGCGCGAGGGCUUCGGCGAGGUGUACGGGCAUGAGGCGGCGAGGAAGUCCAGGCUGAGGGCGCUGAAGGAGCGGUGGGACCCGCACGGGCGGUUUGGGUUCUACAUGCCGAUUGAGGUCGGGCGGCAGCCGGUCGCUGCUGGCGAGAUUUGA
Purpureocillium lilacinum is the source of this 1560-nucleotide messenger RNA. RefSeq lists its product as uncharacterized. The record is from RefSeq and is a predicted model, not a curated record. Lineage: Eukaryota; Fungi; Ascomycota; Sordariomycetes; Hypocreales; Ophiocordycipitaceae. Gene Ontology annotation, molecular function: FAD binding.